UCAACAUGCCACCAAACUACACCUCUACUAUAGAACUCUAGACUAAAUAAGUUAAGAAUGGAUAGCCCACAGCACUGGGUGGGAGAGAAGCAGGGCUGCUGAAAAGUGCUGAAAUUUGGACAUUGUACGCCAGCGACCGCAAAUGGGAUAGCCCUCCCCGAACUGAGAACUGAACGAUAACAACUUGUCACUCAGCUUGCCGCGAAGGUGAGUGCAUAACAAAACCGGGGUAAUUGGAGUGCAAAUUACGUUUUCGAAAGGGGUGGCUUCGGUAGUGAGAAUUUAAGUGGACAAGGUAAACUCUCUCUCUCUCUCCCUCUCAUGCGUUCCGUCUCGCGCACAACAUCUAUCUCUGAAAUUCCUUUCCCCGCCUUUGUAAUGGUUUACCACUCACUCACUAAACAUGCGCGCGUGCAUGCACACACAAGCGCAUUGGGAAAGACAGUCUUCAGUUCUCUGUGUGUGUGUGUGUGUGUGUGUGUGUGUGUGUGCAGAAGGAGAGAGAGCGAGAGAGAGAGAGAGAGAAGUGGGGGCGGGGAUGAAGAAACAGGUCCGUCUGUAUAAAGCCAGGAGCAUCCACCAGAAGACUCAGAGGAUACUUGGCAGUGUAAUCUGCGCGCAGUUGGACUACCACCAUCACCGGCUGUGCGCCGCGGACCGUACCGUAUCGCUCUCCCGAAGCCACUUCUCGGACUUUAGCCGUCUAUUCACAAAUACAGGAUCGUGAACAUGAACACCUUCUCCGUGCCUACCUUUUUGGCCAUGUACCUGGCGCUGUGCGGCGGCUACCUGCGGAAUGCACAGGGUGGCUCUGUUGUGCUCAACUCGAACGCAAUCAAAAAUCUACCUGGUGGCGGAAUUUCACACCCGAGCCUGUCGGUCAGCGUUAGUCCCCGAGCAUCACCCGCGGUUGGCGGCGUUGGCCAAGCGGGAGCCACUGGCACCUCAUCGCCCUCAGGCUGCAAGGCAGACCGGCAGUGUGGAGCCAAUGAGUUCUGUAACGAGUCCCGUGGCGCAUGCCUCCCGUGUCGUAAACGGAGGAAGCGGUGUGGCCGUGACGCCAUGUGCUGUGCGGGGAAUCGGUGCAUUAAUGGUGUGUGCCAACCCGCUGAAAUGGAUGUCCCACCCCGCGUUGGUGCUGAUGACGGCACCAAACUCGGAGGCAAUGCAAAGCACGGGCAGAAUGUCACCAGUGAGCCGAAAAAGAAGACACCAAGCCAGAGUCACAAAACACCUAAAGGCGGUGAUGGGGAGACGUGUCUUCGAUCGUCCGACUGUGGCGAAGGCCUGUGCUGCGCGCGACACUUCUGGACGCGCAUCUGUAAGCCCGUGCUGACAGAGGGACAGGUGUGCACUAGACACCGUCGCAAAGGCGGCCAAGGCCUGGAAAUCUUCCAACGUUGUGACUGCAAGCCGGGACUCACCUGCCGAGUUCAGAAAGGAGCGCGACAGCAUCGCGAGGAGCAGCAGCAGCAGCAACAACAGCAGCAGCAACCAAGACAACACAGAGACUUACACACCUGCCAAAGACGCUGAGGCGCUCCAGACACAGUGUCGCCACACACACACACACACACACACACACACACACACACACACACACACACACACACUUGCUUGGGUCCCUAGGGAAUGCAGGGGGUGGACGCAGCGAGGGGUGAGAUGAAAUCCAACGCUGCGGAAGGAUGCGACGAUAGAAACGGACUGAUCGGAUUUCUCGGAUGGGAUGAGGAGAAAACGCCGCAGCCAGCGGAAAUGUCGCAUCGGAUACUCUGCUUCUGAUAUGCUGCUCCCUGAUGGCCAUCGGAAAAAAGAAAAACUGCGGAGUAAUUUAGUUUCCCUUUAUAAGGAAUUUGAUCCUGUCAAUAUUGCAGUAAAUUACUGUAUUGUAAAUACUAAACUAGAAGUGGCGCUUUGCUUGACUGGUGGAUUCAGUAACACUACUAGCCUAAUAUAAGAUCAGGUGCUGCAUGAUGCUAUUCUAGUGUAAAUGCUCUAAAACAUAUGAUUUAUAUUGUUAUGAUUGUUGUUAUUUACUACAUGUGAUAUAAAAUGCCUCUAUUUUUAUUU
Messenger RNA from Alosa sapidissima (American shad), 2070 nucleotides. RefSeq names its product dickkopf WNT signaling pathway inhibitor 1a (gene dkk1a). The transcript is spliced from 4 exons. Gene Ontology annotation, molecular function: co-receptor binding; receptor antagonist activity. NCBI's taxonomy places the organism in Eukaryota, Metazoa, Chordata, Actinopteri, Clupeiformes, Clupeidae. Gene Ontology annotation, cellular component: extracellular region. Gene Ontology annotation, biological process: negative regulation of canonical Wnt signaling pathway; multicellular organism development. The record is from RefSeq and is a predicted model, not a curated record. Bases 730 to 1536 code for a protein of 268 amino acids.